Cantharellus anzutake is the source of this 573-nucleotide messenger RNA. Its product is annotated as Tim10/DDP family zinc finger-domain-containing protein. The coding region runs from base 59 to 358 and encodes 99 amino acids. Gene Ontology annotation, cellular component: mitochondrial inner membrane. The record is from RefSeq and is a predicted model, not a curated record. Gene Ontology annotation, biological process: protein insertion into mitochondrial inner membrane. The transcript has 3 exons. NCBI's taxonomy places the organism in Eukaryota, Fungi, Basidiomycota, Agaricomycetes, Cantharellales, Hydnaceae.
GUGAAUCUCACGGUCACUAUCACGUGGUCACACGUUUUCCGUUUAGACCGUCCCCAAGAUGUCUAUGUUCGGCAUUGGUGGUGCCCCCAGUGCCGCCGCUCCUCAGGGUAACGUCAAUGCGCAACAAAUGGACAUAGCAGUUGCCGAAUUGGAUAUGAUUACUGAUGUCUUCAAUCGUCUUGUGUCAUCUUGCCACUCCAAAUGCUUGAGCACACGAUAUACAGAGCCGGACUUGAGUAAAGGCGAGAGUGUCUGCAUCGAUCGCUGUGUUGCUAAAUUCUUUGUGAACAAGAAAGUCGGCGAGCGCAUGCAAGCCAUGGGCGCGAAUGCACAAGCCUCUGGCACAUUUGGACAGUAGCCCACCCUCACAUCUGAAUUAAUCUAGUUUUUGCCUUGAGGACCUAGUUCAUGCCCCGCUUCCUGUAAUACGUCCAUCCUGUCUGCUGGGUACACCAUAAAGAUAUCCAUAGAAGUAGAAUAUCAUGGUAAAACAAUCUGAGCUCCCGCAACGUUAUCUUCAUUUUGCUUCCGCGUAAGGACAAAAUUUUAACGUCCUUGUUUGCAACUAUAAUA